GCGCUUUCAGUCUUUCUCCAAGCGCAGAACCCCUCUCCCGCUUCCGUCCUCCUUGGAAGACCCCCUUGCGCCCCCCCCAGUCUUCUCCCCGCUUCUCUAGGGAGGAACUUGUAGUCCACCACAGGGCCGGAUUUAGGUUUGAUGAGGCCCUAGGCUACUGAAGGUGAGUAGAGAGAAGAAAGAUCAACCCAUCAUGGCUGUUCCCAUAGCCAUUCUUGAUUGUGAUCUCUUGCUAUAUGGUCGUGGGCAUCGAACACUUGAUCGUUUCAAACUGGAGGAUGUGACUGAUGAAUAUCUGGUGUCUAUGUAUGGCUUCCCACGUCACUUCAUUUACUAUCUGGUGGAUCUUCUGGGUGCCAGCCUUUCUCGUCCUACACAACGAUCAAGGGCCAUUAGCCCAGAGACGCAAAUUCUUGCUGCAUUAGGUUUUUACACUUCUGGUUCUUUCCAGACUCGCAUGGGAGAUGCCAUUGGCAUCAGCCAGGCCUCUAUGAGCCGUUGUGUUGCCAAUGUUACUGAGGCCCUGGUGGAGAGGGCAUCUCAGUUCAUUCAUUUCCCAGAUGAUGAAGUGUCGGUGCAGCAUCUGAAAGAUGACUUUUAUGGGCUGGCAGGUAUGCCAGGGGUACUAGGACUAGUUGAUUGCAACCAUGUCGCAAUAAAGGCACCCAGUGCUGAGGACUUGUCAUAUGUGAAUAGAAAGGGCCUUCAUUCUUUAAACUGCCUCAUGGUUUGUGACGCCAGGGGAAUGCUACUGAGUGCGGAAACACACUGGCCAGGCAGCUUGCAGGACUGUGCUGUGCUGCAGCAGUCAGCCCUCAGGAACCAGUUUGAAGCUGGCAUGCACAAAGAUGGCUGGCUACUUGGUGAUAGUUCAUUCUUUCUUCGCACUUGGCUAAUGACCCCUCUGCAUAUUCCUGAAACGCCUGCAGAGUGCCGGUAUAACAUGGCACAUUCAGCCACUCACAAUGUCAUUGAACGUACAUUCAGGACAAUUCGGUCCCACUUCCGUUGUCUGGAUGGGUCAAAGGGCACGUUGCAGUAUUCUCCCGAGAAGGCCAGCCACAUCAUUCUGGCUUGCUGCGUGCUUCAUAACAUUUCUCUAGAGCAUGGACUGGAUGUGUGGUCUUCCCAAACGAUGGGACAGAUGGAACAGCCAGAGGAAGAAUAUGAACAUAUGGAAUCACUUGACUCUGAAGCUGAUCGAGUUCGUCAGGAAUUAUUACUCACUCAUUUUAGCUAACAUUACAAGACAUACUAAGUUGGACAUAUUAAAAGACAUGCAAACAAUUAUGAUAGAUCCUGAUUUUCCUCUUACAUUCAGCAAGAGAAAUAAAUGGGGAUGCAACUAUUGAAAUUGAAAUUUUGUGUUUGUAUAAUAUUUUGCAUUUAAUAUACUAUUUUGGUUUCAUUGUGCACAUUGUAUCUGAUUCCGUCAGUACUCAGUAUUUCAGUACCUGCUACUUUUUAGUGUCCAGCCUUAUUGGAGGACCAUUUAUCAAGGACAAUAUGAUAUGGGAGGAAUGCAUAUUCAGUUUAAUAUUGUAUUUUUAAGUAUUUAAAAAUAAUAAAAUGUAUCUUGUGUAUGGUGUAA
Podarcis raffonei (Aeolian wall lizard) is the source of this 1591-nucleotide messenger RNA. It is a transcript of the gene HARBI1, whose product is annotated as harbinger transposase derived 1. Bases 194 to 1240 code for a protein of 348 amino acids. Lineage: Eukaryota; Metazoa; Chordata; Lepidosauria; Squamata; Lacertidae. The record is from RefSeq and is a predicted model, not a curated record. The transcript is spliced from 3 exons.